GUUAAUUGCACCUUUCACAGCAGGAGGUUAAAAAUUUUUUAGGUUAUGCUCGAAAUAUAAAAAUAAAAAAAAAUUGUUUUAAUUAAUUAAAUAAAAAAUUAUUCGUAUACUUUAGGAAGAAAAGCUUAUUGAAUAUUUUCACACCAAAGGCAAUAAGUUGAAUGUGAUAACGGAGAAAAGUGCUGUCAGUUUGAAAAUAUUUGCGAAUGCAGAGUUUUCGAAGCAGUGUGAAACUCUCAUGGAGAUUGCAGAAGCAUUGUAGCGCUGACGCUGAAAGGCACGUGUACUUGCUGCAGCGACUAAGAAAAGCGUCUCUAAUUACUGUCAAACAGUAUUCGUAUGUAAUUACCGCAAAAUCGAAUAAAAAAAAGUUAAACUUUCCUGUCGAGAUGACAGAUCCGAAAAUUGAAGAAGAAUUGACCUCGUAUCGCGCGAGUGUCAAAGAACAAGGAGAUAAAGUCCGUAAAUUAAAAGCCGAUGGAGCACCGGAAAUUGAUGUAAAAAAAGCAGUAGCUGAAUUGAAGAUUCGUAAAAAAUUACUAGAAGACAAGGAACUUUCGUUAAUUCCAGAUGCAGCUUCUUUCGACAGAGGCCGAAUGGAGGAUUUAUUAAAACGACGAUUUUUCUAUGAUCAGUCGUUUGCGAUUUACGGUGGAAUUACCGGAUUGUAUGACUUUGGUCCAAUGGGCUGUUCAUUGAAAGCGAAUAUUCUCAGUGAAUGGAGAAAGUUUUUUAUUCUCGAGGAACAAAUGUUGGAGGUUGAUUGUUCAAUUUUGACACCGGAACCAGUGUUGAAAGCCUCUGGUCACGUGGAUAGAUUCGCUGAUUUAAUGGUGAAAGAUGUAAAAAAUGGCGAAUGCUUCCGAUUAGAUCAUUUAAUAAAAAAUCAUUUAGAAAAAGUCUCAUCUGAUAAGAAAUGCACAGCGGCUGUUAAAGAAGAAUGCAACGAUAUUAUUAUCAAACUCGAUGGAAUGAAUAAAAGUGAAAUGACAACAAUUUUGCGAAAAUUUGACAUGAAAUCGCCAAUUUCCGGUAAUGAAUUGACCGAUCCAGUGGAAUUUAAUCUUAUGUUCGGUACACAAAUCGGACCCACUGGACUUGUGAAAGGAUUUUUGAGACCUGAAACAGCUCAAGGAAUUUUUGUCAAUUUUAAAAGAUUGUUGGAAUUCAAUCAGAAGAGGCUACCAUUUGCUGCUGCACAAAUUGGCAAUGCUUUCCGUAACGAAAUAUCUCCAAGAUCGGGUUUAAUUCGAGUGAGGGAAUUUACAAUGGCGGAAAUUGAGCAUUUCUGCGAUCCAGAUGACAAAAAUCAUCCAAAAUUCGAGAACGUAAAAGAAACACCAAUGCUAUUGUAUUCAGCGUGCAAUCAGAUGGAUGGAAAAUCAGCGGAGACGAUAACAAUAGGAAAAGCAGUCGAGAGUGGUCUUGUGGCAAAUGAAACACUUGGUUAUUUCAUGGCGAGAAUACAAUUGUUCCUAUUGAAAAUUGGAGUUGAUCCAUUGAAACUUCGUUUCCGUCAGCACAUGGGAAAUGAAAUGGCACAUUACGCCUGCGACUGUUGGGACGCUGAAUGUUUGACUUCGUACGGUUGGAUUGAAUGCGUUGGUUGUGCCGAUAGAUCGGCUUACGAUUUAACUCAACAUACAAAAUCGUCGGGUGUGAAAUUGGUCGCCGAUAAGAAAUUAACGGAACCAAAGCAGAUUAAUGUGGUGGAAGCGGCACCAAAUCGAGGCCUAAUUGGCAAAACUUUCAAGAAAGAUGCCAAGGAAAUUUUAGCUGCUCUUGCUGCCUUAACGGAAAGUGAAAUUGAUUCCAUGGAAGGAGAUUUUAAAGCAAAUGGUUCGUUUGAUUUAAAAUUGGCGGACGGUGCUUCAUGUGAACUUAAAGAAGAAAUGGUGGCUGUGAAACGCUAUCAGAAAAUGGUUCACGUCGAGGAAAUAACACCAUCGGUUAUUGAACCAUCAUUUGGCGUUGGUCGUGUGAUGUAUGCAAUUUUCGAGCACAGUUUCAAAUUGAGAGAAGGUGACGAGCAGAGAAGUUAUUUCAGUCUUGCGCCCGUUGUUGCGCCUCUAAAAUGUUCUGUUUUGCCUCUUGGAAACAAUGCAGAAUUCGAUCCAUUCGUGAAGAAUUUAUCUCGCGAUCUGACGAAUCAUGACGUGUCUCAUAAAGUCGACGACUCAUCGGGCAGUAUUGGACGUAGAUAUUCGAGAACUGAUGAAAUUGCAAUUCCAUUUGGAAUUACAAUUGAUUUCGACACUUUUAAAAUGCCUCACAGUGCGACAUUACGCGAACGAGAUUCAAUGAAGCAAGUUAGAAUAAAUUUGGAUGUAUUGCCGGGAGUUGUGAGAGAUCUCUCGAAUGGAAAAAUAACUUGGAAGGAAGUCGAACAAAAAUAUCCGAAAUUCGAACAAGAAGAGUCGGUUUAAGUUUCGUAAUGUUUAGUUAUUUAUAAAUUUUACACAUUGUAAUAAAUCUUAAUAAAUUAAAACAAUUUUUUGUCAUUGGUAAAA
Molecule: messenger RNA, 2510 nt
Organism: Leptopilina heterotoma
Lineage: Eukaryota; Metazoa; Arthropoda; Insecta; Hymenoptera; Figitidae
Gene: GlyRS
Product: glycine--tRNA ligase
Exons: 5
Coding region: 207-2426 (739 amino acids)
Biological process (GO): mitochondrial glycyl-tRNA aminoacylation
Cellular component (GO): mitochondrion; cytoplasm
Molecular function (GO): ATP binding; glycine-tRNA ligase activity
Source: RefSeq, a predicted model, not a curated record